Messenger RNA from Phoenix dactylifera (date palm), 2233 nucleotides. RefSeq names its product nuclear/nucleolar GTPase 2. The record is from RefSeq and is a predicted model, not a curated record. Gene Ontology annotation, molecular function: GTP binding. Gene Ontology annotation, cellular component: nucleolus. NCBI's taxonomy places the organism in Eukaryota, Viridiplantae, Streptophyta, Magnoliopsida, Arecales, Arecaceae.
CCUCUUUUCCUUCAAAACCCUAGUUUUCCUCUCCCGGCGGACGUCCGCUUGGAAAACCCUAAAAGAAGAAUCUUUCUUCUCCUUAUUCUCAGUUUAGGUUCGAUUUGGAGAGGCUUUCAGGCCGCGGAGAUGGCGAAGAAGAAGGAGAAGAAGGUUAACGUCUCAGGGAAGCCGAAGCACUCCCUGGACGUCAACCGCAGCAAUGGAGCCGAUACGAAGGGCGCUCGGACAGCCGCCACUGUGCGGCGGCUUAAGAUGUACAACACCCGGCCCAGGCGGGACUCGAAGGGGAAGAUCUUGAAACACGAACUCCAGUCCAAGGAGCUUCCCAACUCCCGCAUCGAGCCCGACCGCCGAUGGUUCGGUAACACACGGGUCGUGAACCAGAAAGAACUUGAAUUUUUUCGCGAGGAGCUUCAAAACCGACUUUCAAAUAACUACAAUGUUAUACUAAAAGAGAGGAAAUUACCACUGUCCCUUUUAAAUGACCACCAACGGCAAGCAAAGGCACAUCUUCUUGAUACAGAGCCUUUUGAGGAUGCAUUUGGACCGAAGAGGAAAAGAAAACGCCCAAAGCUUUUGGCAUGUGAUUAUGAAUCUUUGGUUAAGAAAGCAGAUGGGUCUCAAGAUGCUUUUGAGCAGAAAUCUGCUGCUAGGCAAUCUAGGGAGGAGGAUGAAGAAUGUGGCUUAAGAGACGUGGUCAGGCACACAAUGUUUGAAAAGGGGCAGAGCAAGCGUAUCUGGGGUGAACUCUACAAAGUUAUUGAUUCUUCAGAUGUAGUUGUCCAGGUAAUAGAUGCUAGGGAUCCACAGGGAACAAGGUGCCACCAUUUAGAGAAACAUUUGAAGGAGCACUGCAAGCACAAGCACAUGAUUCUUUUGCUGAACAAGUGUGAUUUAGUUCCUGCAUGGGCAACAAAAGGAUGGCUGCGGCUGCUAUCAAAAGAAUACCCUACACUAGCAUUCCAUGCAAGCAUCAACAAAUCCUUUGGCAAGGGUUCUCUUCUAUCAGUAUUGAGACAAUUUGCUCGUCUGAAGAGUGACAAGCAGGCCAUAUCAGUGGGAUUUGUUGGAUAUCCUAAUGUUGGGAAGUCAUCAGUUAUUAAUACAUUACGCACAAAAAAUGUCUGCAAAGUGGCUCCCAUUCCCGGAGAGACUAAAGUUUGGCAGUACAUUACUCUUACCAAGAGGAUCUUUCUAAUUGAUUGUCCUGGAGUUGUAUAUCAAAACAAAGAUUCCGAAACCGAUAUAGUCCUUAAGGGUGUGGUGCGUGUCACAAACUUGGAAGAUGCAUCUGAACACAUAGGAGAAGUCCUGAAGCGUGUAAAGAAGGAGCAUCUGCAAAGAGCUUAUAAGAUUGAAGACUGGGUUGACGAGAAUGAUUUUCUUGUCCAGCUGUGCAGAUCAACAGGAAAACUAUUAAAGGGAGGUGAGCCUGAUCUAAUGACUGCAGCAAAGAUGGUCCUCCACGAUUGGCAAAGAGGUAAAAUACCUUUCUUUGUGCCCCCACCACAACAUGAGGAAGGUGAUCCAUCAGAAAAAUCUGAUUUGCCUGAUGCAAGUGAAGAACCAACAAUUAGCACGGACCGGACCGCUGCUGCUAUGAAAGCCAUUGCUGGUAUUAUAUCAUUCCAGCAGCUAAUGCAUGUUCCUGCUCAUAAGGGCUUGUUCAAUGGUGGCGAAACAGAGACUGAAAAGAUAGAGCACCCUCCUCAAGAAGAUGCCAACCCAACUGAAGUCUAGUCAAAAUUCCCUGCAGCUCAAUUCAUUCCUGAAUUUUGGAGAAUAAUGAGAAGAAACAGAGGCCUUCUGUUCUUUGUUCCUCUCUGGGGCUGUAUCUAUGUAUGCUAAUUGGUUUUUGAACAUUUAAAAGUAUCUGGAAGCUGGGAAAGGUUCUGCCAUUUUUGAGUACUUGAAUGAGAUCGGAUUUCUUUUCUUAAUGACUCACCAGAGGAGAGGAAGAGAGAGGUUUUUUGCUUGUAUCUUGCAAAUUUUUCCCCUGAUGAUUAGUAAGAUGUUAAAGGAGGCAAAGUCGUAUGAAACUAGGUAAUCCAGUUAUUCCACCACGCUGGGUCAAUUUCAUGGAUGGGAAGGCACAGAUUUCUGUUUCUAUCAAGUUCAGUUUGUUUAAUGUUUUUUAUAAUGAUUUUUAAAUUAUGUUACAGGAUUGUUUGAGAAUAGGAAAACUGUUACGCAGGUGAAUGGAUCGAAUAAAUAAUAAUUUUUAUGAUCA